UUUCUAACUGAGAUCUCACUCUCCUCAAAGUAAGCGGAUAGAGAAAAUGGAUAAGUUACACAAGAUGCUGGAUUUCUGCAUCCGCCACCAGACCGUUCUGGGUUACAGCAUCGUGUCCCUGCUGACGGCUGCCAGCGAGCACAUCUUCUCAUCUGUGGUGUUCAAGUGUCCCUGCAAUUCUAAAAACAUGCUGUACGGCUCCGUCUUCCUCAUAGUGCCUGCCUUCAUCCUCUUUCUGCUUGGCUACAUGGUGAACGCCAGGACGUGGCGCCUGCUGACAGGCAGCUGCCCCCCGGAGAAGCGCUGCAGCUGCAGCCCCUGGGGAGUCUGCGCCCGCUACUGCCUUGUCCUGGUGCCAGUGACAGCCAGAGCCUCGGUGGCCCCCCUCACCUGGAUCGCUGUGGCCCUGCUCAGAGCCAGCUUCUACGAGUGCGCGGCCAGCGGGAGCAGCCUGAUAAAGAACCUUGUGUGUAAAGAUAAAGGACUGGAGUGCCACAAACUGAUGGUCAAGUUACCCUGCGAUGAGAAGUUAUCGGAGAAGAUAUCGAGUGAAUUCCUCGCCCUUCAGGCACAGUCCCAGCUGAUAGGAUGGUUCCUGAUAGCCAGCAUCAUGACUGUGGCACUGAUUUCAACAUGUAUCAACCGCUGUUGCUCCCCGGUUAGCUAUCUUCAGCUCAAGUUCUGGAAAAUUUACUUGAAAAAGGAACAGGAGCUCUUUGAGAUCAAGGCUAAAGAGCAUGCAGCCAGGCUGGCAGAGAUAAAUAUGAAUUGCUUUUUUGAAGCCACUGACCCAGCACCGUUUCAGACUCCCAGCAAUGAAGACUGGCGGAAGAUUUCAUUCUUGUAUACCUUCAAUUCGCAAGAGCAGUAUUACAGCAUGAUACACAAGUACAUUAGUACAAACAGAGGCAACAGCGUCAGAUUCGGGCAAGGAGAUCAGAAUCCCCCUGGUUUAGGAUUUGUGGAUGAAGCAAAUGCAAGCGAAUCAGGAUUUUAAUGAAACAAAUCCUUUGCAACACCUGCAGUAUUUUAACCCUGCUGAUAUAGGAAGAGUCUUAUUCUGUGCUCUUACUGAAAUCUA
This is a messenger RNA of Athene cunicularia (burrowing owl), 1081 nucleotides long. It is a transcript of the gene CALHM6, whose product is annotated as calcium homeostasis modulator family member 6. The transcript has 2 exons. The coding region runs from base 47 to 997 and encodes 316 amino acids. Lineage: Eukaryota; Metazoa; Chordata; Aves; Strigiformes; Strigidae. Gene Ontology annotation, molecular function: monoatomic cation channel activity. The record is from RefSeq and is a predicted model, not a curated record.